Messenger RNA from Amoebophrya sp. A120, 1066 nucleotides. The record is from the annotation of a GenBank genome assembly. Lineage: Eukaryota; Dinophyceae; Syndiniales; Amoebophryaceae.
CGAAAGGGUCGGGUGCUGCUGCUACCGUUUCCAGCAAGAACGAAGCUCGUCGAUCCAGCGCGGAACAACAAGCAGCAGGCAGUGCUAGUAGCUCUAGCGGCAUAUUAAAUCCAGACGUGCAGGAGAAGACCUCUUCGUUAAACGCAACACCCCCGCCAGCACCGGCUCCGGACAAUGAAGAUCGCCGACGUCCUAGCCGUGUUUAUGUUCCCGUGCCCAAUCGGGAGGAGCUAGAUCGCAUUGUUGCUCUGUGGGAAAAGAAAGGGAGGGCCGCUUCUACAAGCGAAGCGGAGAUGGAGGAAGCAGAGAUGGAGGAAUCGGACAUGGAGGAAGCGGAGACGGACGAAGCGGAGAGGGAAAAAGAGGAGAUUAAGAGGGAAAGAGAGGAAGUGGUCGAAAAAUACGGUCCGACAGAAUAUUGGGACGUAUCUCGAAUUGGUGAACAGUUCGGCGGAAGCAAGGAGGAGGACGUCGGUGCGAGGAGGUGGGGUCCUUUUCCUAAAUGCUUCCAGCAUGGCAUGGCGCUGCCUUGGUCGGGUGUCUACGAGGACGCAUUUAAGAUAUCCAACUGGAAAACCACCGGGCUGACAAACAUGCGCAUGGUUUUCCUUGGUUGCACAGAUUUCAAUCAACCACUGGAAUGGGACCUCAAUGCCGUUAUAGACUUUUCGUACAUGUUUCACCUGGCUCAUAUGGGAUGGAAAAUCGGGAGCGUAGUAUCUGUCAUACUGGCCAGGCGCAUACUUUAUUUUUUUUUUCGUACUAGAAGCGUGGCCCCACCAUAUUUGUCUGGCAAGAGCUGCAUUGUUUUACUUCCGCAAACGCGAGGCUUUUGGCAUGCAAGCACGCCGAUUUCUUGCAUUUCGCUAUAGGGGGCGAAGUAGGCGGCCACCACAAAAACAUAUGAACGAUCCUGCGACACCGCUGCAUACCGAGUGAGUAUGUUCAGAUAGUACUAUGCGGCUUUCCUCUAUACCUGAGCGGUUUGCGCACCCUCUACACCAUCUAGGGAUGGACUUGCGGAGUUGCGCGCCGGACGUCGCAGACGGCGGUUGGGAGAUUGAGC